This is a messenger RNA of Caenorhabditis elegans, 2588 nucleotides long. RefSeq names its product PPM-type phosphatase domain-containing protein (gene ppm-1.H). The transcript has 8 exons. NCBI's taxonomy places the organism in Eukaryota, Metazoa, Nematoda, Chromadorea, Rhabditida, Rhabditidae. The coding region runs from base 17 to 1639 and encodes 540 amino acids. The record is from RefSeq and is marked reviewed.
UUUAAGAAAGUUAAAGAUGGAUAUUGCUGCACGGGUGAUAUCCGUUGUCGGUCGAACAUCAACUUCUGAUCCGUCAACGGCUUCUUCUAGUAAUCCACCAAAAGUGGGAAGAGUGAUGGAUGUCAGUGAUGGUGUUUUUAUUGGUGGAUUCAUUCCAUCACUAAUCGAAAAACAAAGAUAUCCAUACAGUCGCCCCGAAUUUUUGUAUUUUUCUGAAGAAGAAAUCGCAUUAUCAUCUGAUCAUUCUGUCCGUCCUGUUCUUUGUCCCAGAUUUCCACACCGAAUGCCCCUUUAUGUUGGUUAUGCAGAAGCAAUAAAUGCGGGAAAAACUGUCCAAAAUGAGGAUCAAGCCUCUGCAAAAAUGUUAGUUCUGACACAACACCAGGGAAACGAAAUGAACGGGUUUUCGUCCGACGAAAAGAAAUCUGAAACGAGAAAAAGAAAUUCCAAUGAAAAUGAUGAUGAUCCAAUGUUAACGCCUGGAGGAGAUGAUACCGAAAAAUCCAGCAUGUUUGCUCCACGAGCCGACGGAGCUCUAUUCAGUUUAUUCGAUGGUCAUGCUGGCUCGGCAGUUGCUGUUGUCGCCAGUAAGUGCCUUCAUGAGCACGUAAAGUCUCGGUUAUGUGAAGUACUCGACACUAUUCUUCACAUGGAUCGACAUGAGAAUUUAAACUUUGGGAAGCACCGAUCCGAAUCAUCGUACAGUAUGAGUGAGAUGAGUCGGGAAGACGAAAACCGAAUUCGAAGUGAGCAUUUGGUGAAAGGAGCUCUAGAGACUGCAUUUUUGGAUAUGGAUGAGCAAAUUGCACAGGAUAAACAAGUAUGGAGACUUCCCGGUGGAUGUGCAGUUAUAUCCGUUCUUGUAUUUUUAGGAAAACUUUAUAUAGCAAACGCCGGCGACUGUCGAGCCAUUCUCGUAACAUCUGAUGGUUCUCGGGCACUAUCAAAGGAUCUAACUCCAGCUUCGGAACGGAAACGUCUACAGGAACUGGCCUACCGUAACCCGGAACUAAUAGGAAACUCGUUUUCUAGACUUGAAUAUUCCAAACGAUUAACAAUUCAUGAUUUGAAAUCUCGUGUGCUUUACAGAGACUGGUUUAUGGAUGGAUGGGCAGUGAAAACAGUGAAAGAAUGUGAUCUUAGACCAUCAUUGAUCAGUGAAACUUCUCGGAAAAAACGACUUUUGAAUACAAUUGGAGUUUCACGUGGAUUCGGAGAUCAUCACUUGUUAACUGUUGAUGAGAGACUGAGUAUCAAACCAUUUCUAUCAGCAGUUCCCGAAAUUUCCGUCACUAAUCUGCGAGAUAUGAAUACCCUAACCGAUAAAGACGUGGUAAUCGUGGCAUCAGAUGGUCUUUGGGAUGUUCUGAGCAAUGAGGAUGCAGGAUUGAUUGUCAGAAGUACAUUAGGAUCAACUGAUUCUGCUGAUCCUUCUAGAUACACCCAGGCGGCGCAGGAUCUUGUGGCAGCUGCUCGAGGGCAACAAGCAUCUGGAAAUCUGAAGAGAUGGGUUAUGAAUACCGGUGGACAUGCGAGCUAUGAUGAUAUCACAGUAUUUGUGAUCCCAUUAAAAUACUGUGCUGCUCCACCAACUAACAUGGAAGAUGAGGAAGACGAUGAGAUGCUGAGUCUUGAGUAAUUAGAGCCCUCUCACAAACUUAUAAUAAUAAUUUAUUUCUCUGGAUGUGACACAUUUUCUGCUGUCUUUCUUUAUUUUUCCCCUUUCUACGUCAUUCUUUCACUUAUUCUUGGAAAUUUUUAAUAAUCAUACUUAUUUUCAGUAACUUAUUAAAAAUUCGCAGUUUCCUCUCGAACAAAUGAACUCAGCAUUUACUUCUCGAUUCAUAAGUAUAGUCUGCGAUUUCUUGAACCGGAAAAAUCUUAGUGUGCCCAGCGGCAUAUCUCUUCUAACAAACUACAUAUGAAGCUAAGUAUUUUAGAAAUUUUGGGUAACAUUUUUUCGGAAAAUUUUCGAAUUCAGUUCUGGUUUGCAAAAAAUGCCUGCUUUCUUAAGUUCAAGGCCUACGCCUGCCUCGUACCUAUCUGCGUGGUAGGCAGGCACAAGGUCCGCACGCCUACGCGUCUGUAUACUAUGUGAUACCAAAAUUAGAUUUAUUGCACAUAUAAUGAAUCAUAUAUCGAACUUUUAAUUAUUGUUUACGAAACCUUUUGCAAAUCCCAAAAGGCUUCAUUUUUGUUUUCAACUCCCGGCAAUGAGAGAUCUUUCAUCAAAAAAUGUGUUCUGACUAUUUUGUAGUUCUUGGAAUAAUAUGUGUGUUACUCAUAGCAAUAUUCAUUAGAAAAAUCGAAAGAUAAUUUGAAAAAAAAUAUGAAUGUUUGACGUUGGCUUUUACGAGCUUCUCCUUUUGUUCCACUUUGUUGGUUUUUAGUUAUCAUUAGACUGAAACUUUCUGAAAUUAACUUUUUUCGGUUCAUUUUAGAAAGAAAAUUACCAAAUACGAAUCCGCCCCUACAGCUUCUUUUGGUAUUUGCAUAAAAUUUUUUCAAUAUUUUUAUUGUUUUUCUCGAAUUGUUAACAUGUGUUUUUAGUCAUUCCAAUCUUCCACAAAAUUUAUGAAAAAUGUUUU